UGGAUAAAAAAAAAUAAAGAAAGAUUAACUGUUGCACUAUGUGCAAAUGCUGAUAGAACUGACAAACUUAAACCAUUAGUAAUAGAAAAAUAUAAAAAUCUUCAAUAUUUCAAAAAUAUAAACAGAAAAAGUCUUGAA
Messenger RNA from Racocetra persica, 138 nucleotides. The record is from the annotation of a GenBank genome assembly. NCBI's taxonomy places the organism in Eukaryota, Fungi, Glomeromycota, Glomeromycetes, Diversisporales, Gigasporaceae.